Drosophila takahashii is the source of this 3997-nucleotide messenger RNA. RefSeq names its product SRY-box transcription factor soxNeuro (gene SoxN). The record is from RefSeq and is a predicted model, not a curated record. Gene Ontology annotation, biological process: positive regulation of transcription by RNA polymerase II; cell differentiation; anatomical structure morphogenesis. Lineage: Eukaryota; Metazoa; Arthropoda; Insecta; Diptera; Drosophilidae. Gene Ontology annotation, molecular function: RNA polymerase II cis-regulatory region sequence-specific DNA binding; DNA-binding transcription factor activity, RNA polymerase II-specific.
UCAUUCGACUCUCGCAUUCGCCGUCGUCAGCACACGCGCACGCAACACGCAACACGGCACUACGGCAGCAACACCAGCAGCACGGCAGCAACAUCAGGCACGCCAGCAGCAACUCGGCUGUUCGUUGUCUCGAAAUCGGUUUCGUAUCGUCUCUCGUAUCGUUUCGCCUCGCAUUCGGUUCGUGUGCCUCGUCAUCAGCCGAAAAAAGCAAAAGAAAAAAAUACAAACGAUAUUUUCAUAGCCAAGGGAAAAAGCAGCGUAGAACGCACCUCGAACAGGUUUCGCCGUCGUCCGGAGAAACAGAAAGGUGCUCAAUUCCGCCCAGUGUGGAGGUAUUUUUUCGGUGUUCCCGCUUCUGACGAAAAUAUAUAAAAAAUACAGCAACAACAUAAAACAACACAACACAACUUUCUGAGGCACUUUCGCGUCGGGUUUUUGACAACAAUUUUCAAGUGUUUUGGGCCGCCUCUUGUUUGUUCGCAAAUAUCUGAAAUAUCUGUGUGACUGUGUGGAAAAAACAACUCAACGCAAAAGCCAAAAAAUUUUUGAUACGCGAAAUAAAAACGAAACAAAAAAUUUGUUAUGCAAUUUUAAGCGAGAGCAGCUACAAACUAUUUAGCCAAAAUCAAAAAUCACAAGUGCAACAUGGUUUCCCACAAAAUGUUCAAAAUGUCUAACUAAAGAAAAAGCUAAACUAAGCCUAAACGAAAGAGUAACUGCGAUUAAGAGCGAGUUUCAAGGAGCAACUUCAACGAGAUCAUCAACUUCAUCGGUCUAGAGAAAACUGGAAGCAAUCCCCGCAAGAUGCUGACCAUGGAAUCGGAUAUGAAGGGCAGCCUGCUGCAUGCCACCAUGCCGCCGCAUCACACGAGUGCCGCGCUCCACGGCCAUGCGGCCUCCCCGUACUCCGCCUUGGCUCCCCUGAUGAACCUGGGCCAGUCGCACCUGACCCACUCACAGCUGAGCCACCACAACCACCACCACCACCACAUGAGCGCCCACAUCGCGGCCAGCCAGAGUCCCAAUCCGCUCAGCUCGCUGCAAUCCUCGAUGGCCAACACCUUGAACGGCAGCCAGGUGGGUCAGCAGCAGCAGCAGCAGCAGCAGAGCUCCCCGCUGCACAGCUCCAGCGAACUGAGUCCCACCCAGAGCAGCAUCGGCAGCCACCACAUGACCUCGCCGGUCAGCCACCAGCAGCACACGCAGCAGCAGCAGCAGCAGCACUCCCAGCAGCAACACCUGGCCGCCGGAUCCGCUUUGAGCAGCCUGACGGGCGGCGGAUCCGCCAACAACAACAACAACAGCGCCACGGCCAACAAGAACCAACAGCACGCGGAUCGGGUGAAGCGGCCCAUGAAUGCGUUCAUGGUUUGGUCGCGGGGCCAGCGGCGGAAGAUGGCCUCGGACAACCCGAAGAUGCACAACUCGGAGAUCUCGAAGCGACUGGGCGCCCAGUGGAAGGACCUCUCGGAGUCGGAGAAGCGUCCGUUCAUCGACGAGGCCAAGCGGCUGCGGGCGGUGCACAUGAAGGAGCAUCCGGACUACAAGUACCGGCCGCGUCGCAAGACCAAAACGCUGACCAAGACCAAGGAGAAGUACCCGAUGGGCGGGCUGAUGCCGGGCCAGGGAGUGGGCGGCGGCGGUGGGGCGCCGGGUGAGCCGGUGACGCCGACGCGAGUGCAGGGUCAGCCGGGCCAGAAUCAGUCGCUCAACGGCAGCGGAGGCAGUGCAGCGGCGGCGGCGGCGGCAGCAGCGGCAGCGGCGCAGCAGGCGCGCCAGGAUAUGUACCAGAUGAACGCGCCCAAUGGAUACAUGCCCAACGGGUACAUGAUGCACGCGGAUCCGGCUGGGGCGGCCGCCUACCAGACCUCCUACAUGGGCCAGCACUACGCGGCGCAGCGGUACGACAUGGGGCACAUGUACAACAACGGGUAUGCGAUGUACCAGACGGUGUCGGGCGGUCAGACCUCGCCGUAUGGCGGCAGUUUGCAGCAGCCGGGAUCGCCGUCCCCGUACGGAGGCAGCAGUCUGCAGCAGCCGGGCAGUCCAACGCCCUAUGGAGGUGGAGGAGGAGCAGGCGGCGGUGGCCAGGUGUCCUGCCAGAGCCACAGCCCCAGCGACUCGAGCAUCAAGUCGGAACCCGUGUCGCCCAGUCCCAGUGCCAUAGCGCUCAACAACAACAACAAUAUCAACAACAACCACAUCAUGAAGCGGGAAUACAGCUCGGCGGCAGCGGCGGCGGCGGCAGCAGCAGCGGCAGCAGCCGCCGGCGGCGGGGAGCUGAAUCACCUGAUGAACAUGUACCAUCUGCCCGACGAGCAGCGCCACCUGCUGCACUACCAGACUGACUCGCCCGACCUGCAGCAGCAGCACCAGGCGAUGCAACAGCAACAGCAGCAGCAGCACCUCCCGCAGCAACACCUCCCGCAGCAGCACCAACAGAUCCCGCAGCAACACCAGACGAUGCAGCAGCAGCAGCAGCAACACCACCUGCAGCACCAGCAAUCGCUGCGGGCGAUGGCGCCGCUGGCACACAUGUGAGAAAUGGCCAGCGCCUAUGGAGCAGGAGGCUCCAGUGUGAGCGUAUCGCCCCCACUGCCGCCGUACAUGCCGACGGCCCCACAGCAGCAGCAGCAACAACAGCAGCAGCAGCAACAGUUGCUCAACGGACGGCCUAGUCCGACGGCAUCGGGGUCGUCGGGCGGCCGCUCCUCGGCGCAUUCCAGUGGCCAUACCGCCGCGCAUUCACCCGCCUUGGCAGCCGCCUACCAGCUGACCCCCUCUGCUGCCGCCACCCCCUCCGCCUCUGCUGCUGCUGCGGCGGCGGCGACUGCAGCUGCUGUUGCUGCUGCCGCCGCGGCUGGCAGCUCCUUUGCCGCCUCGGCCAGCAUGCUGGACAUGCAGCAGCAACAUCUCGAGGAGCAGCAGCAGCACCACCAUCUGCACUACCAGCAGCAGCAGCAACAGCAACACUACCAGCAGCAGCAGCAGCAACAUCUCCCGCAGCAGCAGCAGCAGCAACACCAGCUGUACCAUCACUAUCAUCCCGGCCACGAGGCAGCGGUGGCCGCCAGUGCUGCUGGCCUCUUGGAUAUAUCCACAUUGUAAAUUAUUGAAAAUAUUAACUAAAAGCCCUAGGAUACGCACACCCACACCUAAAGACCCCAAAUCCCACAACCCACACACACAGAGACAAUUUUAGCCUUAGUUCUUAAGCAGGUUUAAUUCGAAAUUGCAGAGUAACACACACACGCAUAUAUAAAUAAAUGAAUAGGGUUAAUAUUUAGUCAUUUAAAUGAAGCAUACGCACUGUUGUACCACAAUGGGAAGAUGACAACCAACUCACUUGCAUUCCAUACUGUUCUGCUUCGAUUUCCCUUGAUUUUCCGCUUGCUGCAUAGCUAAAACAAUUGUGUGAUACAAAUAAAUUGUUGCCACUUACUGGGACAACAAAUCGUUUGAUUUAGCAUUUCAUUUUCACCCACUUUUUGCUGUACAAAACAUUCUCAGACAUUAAAUGUGCGUUCGACAGAAGAUAGAUGAAGGAGCAACAGAGAUGCGCGGAAUCCAAGGAGGAAGUUUAGUAGGAGUAAAAACGAUGAAAAUAUUUCAGAAAAGCAAAGAAAAAUGUCGAAAAACAUUCUAUUUUAUAAAUUCUCUUAUGCAUUAAGUAAUUAUAAUUAUUAUCUAUUAUAUAAACAAUUUAAUUAUUAAUUAUGCUUACAAAUACCAGACAAGACAACCAUAAUUAAUUGUAAUAAAGCGAAAAACAAAAUUAUUAUUAUUAUUAAAAGCAUAAAUCGAAACGAAGGCAAGCAUCUACUGCAUAAUACAAAAACACAACCGAAAAAUGUUAGUAAACCUAAAGCAAAUUUAGUAAAAACAAACCAAGAAGCGUGCAAAACGUGAUUGUGAAACAUGGAGCGAGGCAGAGAAAACAAACAAAUUCAACAAAAACAUUGCCAAGCACCUGGAAGUAAUAAAAACAAAAUCCACA